AUGACAGAUGACGACAAAGGGACAUCUGCCUGGUACAAGGUUCCGGUAUGGGACGGAAAUCCUUCUGGUUUCCGCAGCUUCAAGCGUGAAAUGGAGUGGUGGAAAGCGAGUUUGGACCCCAUCAGCUGCUCCAAGUUCAACGUAGCUGCCCGUUGGACUUUGAGACAGACAGGACUGGUGAGAGCGCGGGCUGAGGAGUUUUCUCCCUCUGAGCUUGAAGGCAAAAAGCCAGUGGAAGUUGAGGAUCCAGAAGGUGGUGAAAAGGUUGUGAUUGAAGAAGGCGAUCCUUUUGCUGGUUUGGAUAAACUUAUGCAAGCUCUUGAGGAUUCGCUGGGAAAGACGGCAUUAGACAAGAAAGGAGAUCUUCGAAAGCAGUUUUAUCAAGAUCUUCGAAGGACUGCCGGUGAACGGAUCAGCUCAUUUUGUUCGAGAUUUCGGACAUUGGUUGGGGAUAUGCGUCGUGAAGGUGUAGUUCUUCCAGAUGAGGAACUUGGUUGGUUUCUUCGAAGCCGUAUGGGCCUGGAUGCGAUUCGACUUCAACUUUUAGACACUGCGCUGGCUGGAAGAGAGAGGUACGAAGAUGUGGAAUCAGAAGCUCUUCGUCUUUUCAGAGACCUUCAUAGUGAAGAUCCAUUGCAUAAGCAGCGACAAGAGCGCAACCCCCUUCUCCAGCGUUUUCUGAACUCGAAUUCAACACCAUCAACGACGACCAGGUCUUCCUUUCCUUCAAGCUCAGCUUCUUCCGUGGCAGGUCGAUCUUUCAGAUCAGGAUCAUCUAUGCAGUCACAGCGCUUUGCACCUCGACCGAAGCCAAGCAUGCAUCCUGGAGGUCGUGCUGCAUUGGUUGCCGAGGUCCCCAUUGAUGAGGAGCACUAUGAACCUGAAGAUGAAGAGUUGAUACCGGAUGAUUCCGGUGCACACCAGAAUCCAUCUUCUCUUGAGGAAGUGCUUCAGAGUGAGGCCGAAGUGCUGGCUGCGGAGAUUGAAGCCAUGGAGGAUGAAGGGAUCGACCAAUCCCUGAUAGAUGGACUUGAACAAGGAAUUGAUCAAGCUGCUGAAUCCCUAGUUACUAUGAGGGAAGCUCGCAACAAGAUUGCAGAGAUUAAAAAAGACCGUGGAUACGGAAAGAUUCCAAAUGCCAAACCCCAGAUGCAUGGGAACCAAGUGGCUGCCAAGAAAUCCAAAACGUUUUGCUGGGAUUGCGGCCAAACAGGCCAUUGGAGUGGAGACGCUGGAUGUCCAAAUCCUGGUCAGGGUUUGUACAAACCAAAAGCGGCUGCCAAGAAGCCGGCCAAACAGGUUCGAGUGACAGAGGCUUUGAACACUGAGCACAUCCUUGAGGACCAGAUGCCAGCGACAUCACCUCCCGACCAGCACGAAGUGAUGGUGACGCAGCAUUUGUUGCGACCGAGUUCCCUUCAGGAAGCCUUGGACAAAGAGCACGAGGCCAAUCAAGUUUCACAGAGAGCGUUGGCAGUGGACAAACAGCUGGUUGGCGCUCUUGACAGCGCGUGCAAUCGAACGUGCAGUGGCAACAUUUGGAUUUCGCAGUAUUUAUCCACUUUGUCCACGGCACCUGAGGCAAUUCGCAAUUUGGUUCGAAAAGAGCCAGAAGAGGAGAUUUUUCGUUUUGGAGAUGGAGGAGUUCAGACCAGCAAGUUUAGAUAUCGACUUCCUAUGGUGGUUGGAACUGAUUUGGUUUUGACAUGGAUUUCGGUGGUACCUGUACCAAGUCUGGGUUUGCUGCUAGGUCGUGAUUGGCUAGAUGGUAUCGGAUGUGUUUUGAGCUUUGCCAAGAAGGUCAUGCGUGCUGAUCACCUUAGUGGUCGACUCAUCAACCUCCAUCAGAUCUUGGCAGGACAUUUUGCGCUGCCCUUGGUCCCUCGUCAAUGGCCAGCUCCAGGUGCGCUCAAGUGGCGUCGGGUUGGGCUUGAUGGCGUUUUGGAGUUGCAGAUUUCACAUCAUGUUUGGCUUCAUCGCAAACUUCAUGCUGAAUCGUUUGUUGCACCAACCCCCAAUCAUGAGCAUGAGCACCUUGUCACUGAGCAGAGCGUCAUGUUGGCAGAUAUUCGUUUUUCUGGUUUGGAUGCAAGCAGCAGAUGUCAUUCCAUUUCACAUGAUGCCCUGGUUCAAGAGAUGAACGGCUCCAAGUUUUCCGAAAUUCGUGAUCCACCCUCAACUUCGGCAAAUGGCGCCGCCUUUUGCUGCGCGCUCAAGAAAGAGCCCUAUGGCACGCCCCAUGGAAUUUGGCUCUGGCUGCUGCGGCGGCCUUUCUUGCGUUGUCUGCCGCUGCCCUAUCCAGCAGUGGGCACUUUGAAAGACUGGGGCAGCCAGAUGUCUCAGAUGUUGGAGGCUGGAGCAAUCACCAAGCGAUGCGUGCAAAAAGUCAAGAGCGACAAGUUGAUGACCUCCGAAGCCCUUCGAGAUUGUUGUUGGCUUCGGGAUCGCCUGGGACUGCGAGUGGCCUUCAUGGAAGAUCCAAUCCUCCCUGGACUCAUGGCAGCCCGUGGAGCAAAAGGUCUGGCGACCAAGAUCAAAGAAGCCGCUUCCCGCGAGGAGAAAGAGAAGGCCAAGCAAUUGCGAGAGAAGGGUCAACACUUGCAAGCAGUUCGAGAACUGAUUGGUCCUCGAGGUGGCCUUCCUCAUUUGCGGGGAGAUUUGAUCAAGUUAGCAGCUCUUCUUCAAAUCAACAUGCCAGACAAAAGCACCAUCGACGAGCUCAAGACCAAGAUCAAGCCCGUCGUUCAGACCCUGAUGGAAUCCUCAGCCAAGCCCGAGUCCGGAAGCAGUUCAAGCCACCAAAUUCCAAAGCCAGUUCCAAAAGCCAAGUCGCCUCCGAAGCCCUUGCCAGUUCAGGAGGCAGAUCUGCAGAGAGUUCGGCAAGAAGUGCAAAAGGACAUGCAAAAGAUGUUGCAGGACCAGAGCAAUCGUUUUCAAGAGAUGAUGUAUCGGCAGAUGCCGGAUGGUCGAACCCUGCACGAUUUGGCCUUCGGAGACGAUCAAGUUCCGAAUCAAUGGGACGACUUCGAGUCACUGGAAGGCCCAUAUUGGGAGAACGAGUUGGAACUGCUAGCACCUCAUGGAUGGACAGCAGAGGAGAUAGACGUGGCUAUGGCAGAGGAAGUUCUUCAUGUGAUGCACCAGGAAUGGAAUAGUUCUAUGCAGUCUUUUCUGAAUGAACCUUUCGUGAUGAAAAUUGACAUCACUCCUGAAAUGCCAGAGACCCUUGCGUAUAAGGAGGUCCUUGACACCGAGACCGCCACUGCCUAUAAAGCCACUCAGCCUUUGGUUGGUGAGAUCUACACGGCAACUGAGCAAAUUUCCAAACAAGCUCAACUGCGUGGUCAUCGGACAAGUGCCUCCAUGUCUCUGGAGAAUGGCUGGGACUUCCGAAAGGCAGAACAUCGGAAGGCAUGUAUCAAGAAGGUGUUGGAGGAGGACCCCUUUUGUUUGAUUCUUGCUUUUCCAUGUGGUCCGUGGUCACCAUUGACUCGUUUGAGGGCAAGCUCCACUUUGGAAGAACGCCGAAAGGAAGGUGAAGUGCUUUUGGACUUUGCACUGAUCCUUGCCAAGAUUCAAAGUCGGCGUGGAGGGCAUUUUGUGAUAGAAAACCCCAAAGGGAGCAUGGCUUGGAAUCUUCCUCAGAUGAUGCGCUUUCUUGAAGAAACCGGAUGCGCUGUGGUGGACUUUGAUCAGUGCCGGUUUCGAUUGAAGAGCCUUCGAGGAGUCCUUCAUAAGAAGCCAACACGCAUUGCCACGAGCAGUGCUGCAGUCGCCGAUGGACUUCGAGACUGCCUAUGCCCUGGUGACCAUCCCCACUAUCCAGUGAUGGGCGGAUCAAAGAUUACCAGCCGAGCUGGACACUAUCCUAUUCCUCUUGCAAAGAACAUUGUCAAAAGCCUUGAAAAGCAAUUUCAUCUUCAACAUGCCCAUGGACGUGAAGUACAUGCCGUGGAUGGUGAGGAAGCGGCAGGGGAUGACACUGCUAUGGAUGCUUUUGGCAGUGACUCUGACAUUUCGUCCAUUGCGGAGGAGGAUGAGGAUGGAGAAGAAAAGUCGCAGCGCGUGCCAGCAGCAAUUCGCGCAGCGGUGAAGAGGUUGCAUGAAAGCACCGGCCACAGAUCAAAUCGCCGUUUGGCAAGAGCACUUGUCAUUUCUGGCGCACCGAAGGAAGUUGUCGCAGCAGCGAAAUAUCUUCGCUGCAGCCUCUGUGAAGAGAAGAAGAGACCGAAGAGUCGUCGACCAGCGACGCUUCCAACACCAAAAGAUGUUUCAGACCAAGUUCACAUUGAUGUGGUUGAGAUGUUUGACAUCAACAACAAGCGUUUCUAUGUCGUUCACUGCAUUGACUGGACUUCAAGAUUUCAAAUGGCUGAAGCCCUUGAGCACAAGAGUUCAGAAGCCAUUACCAAGUGGUUUCGUGAGCGAUGGCUUCCAAUCUUUGGCGCUCCUAGAGUUUUGGUAGCAGACCAAGGGCGAGAAUUUGUGAGCUGGGAAUUUCAAGAACUAUGUGACCAGAUUGGAACCUUACUACACCACAUACCAGUCCAAGCCCCAUGGGCCAAUGGAAUUUGUGAGCGUGGAGGAGGUAUUUUGAAAGCCUUGGUGGAGUGCGGUGUCAAAGCGCACUCAAUACAAGGACUGGAAGAAAUCAACCAGAUGGUCCAGGAAAGCAUCCUAGCUUACAAUGCAGACGUGAACGAGAUGGGAGUGAGUCCACACCAAGCAGCCAUUGGUCGACAACCACGAAUGGUGGGCGACGUCCUAGGCUCAACGGGUCAGAGGCUGGCAGAGCAUGGGCUGAUUGACAGCCGUCCCAGUUUAGCCCGGCAGAUCGCUCUUCGCGAAACUGCUCGAGUCGCUAUGACUCGCCUUCAUUUCUCUCGUGGACUUCGCAAGGCGGAGUUGAGCAGAUCCAGAUCUUCCACCAUGUCUCAACCUUUGGAGCCAGGAUAUGUGAGCUUCAAGGGCCAGCUUACCAAAUGUGCCAGAGAACAUUUGAGACUGGCCUCUUCAAUGGAGCAGAUCAGUGCCGAAGUUUGGCAUGACUCGAUUCGAGAAACGAUCGUACCUGAACAAGAGCUUCAAGAUUUGCCUCCAGUCAGAGCUGAAGAAAUGGUCGCUGCUCUGGCGCCGGCAUCUCAUGAGUUGACAUCAACCCCUUUGAGUUCUUAUCAACAAAGUCUUGCAGCGAGUAGAAGAAUGUCUCGCGUGGAACCCUAUCCAACUUCAUUGCCUUCUCAGCCGACAGUAGAUACUUUUGGCGAAGCCCUCACGGAAGUCAUGAGAAGGGCUCGAGAAGCUGAUGAUGAAACCAAGAAGCGUGCUGCCUCUCUCGAACCAGAUGCUCUUCGAGAAGCCAGCCGAGAACAAGAACCAUUGGUACCACCACAGAGCGUUGAGCCCCCAGCUGGAAGUGGCUCCCAUGAUGUGCUGGUGACCAAUACAACAACUUCAACAGCCGACAUUGACAUCUUGAGCGGGAAGGAACACCCACUCAAGCUCCUUUAUGAUCAAGUUCAGCAAGAUGCCAAGAAUCCUCUAUACGAAGAUGUAGUAGAUCACGGCACUUGGUCAGGCAGAUGGCCGUUGCCCUCCAGAUCAACCUGGAUGGCUCAUGAGAAAUGCAAAGCGCUGUGGCCCUGCAGUUCACAUGAAGUCUUUGCUGCGAAGACGGCAAGGCGUGAAAUCAAAUGGAAGCAGAUACCCGAAGAGCAGAAGGAAGCUUUUCGACAAGCUGCUGCAGUUGGAUGGCAAGUUCAAUUGGACAAUGAUGCCUUCCAAGUCAUCCCUGAACCUGAGGCUACGCGCAUUAAAUCCAGACUCAAGGCAUCGGGUCAGCUCCACAAGAUCUUGGUGCCGCGGUUUGUUUUCACUGACAAAAAUGAUGGUGUUCGCAGUGAGUCGAACCCCAUGCCACUUCGUGCCAAUGCCAGGCUUGUCAUUCCUGGCUAUCAAGAUGAAACAGCUUAUGGUCUUCGAAAAGACGCACCCACUGCUACGAGAACUUCACAGCAUUUGCUUUUUCUGGUUGCGGCCUCUGAUGGUUGGCAUCUUUGGGCAGCUGACAUCAAAUCAGCUUUCCUGAAAGGCGAAGUCUUCGAAGAGGGCGAAAGGGAGCUUUACAUUUGCAACAUCCGUAUCCUCUCUGCGGAUGAACCUCUUCUUCCCCUUGGCAGUGGAAACCUUGCGAGAUUGCGCAAGGGCGUUUUUGGUUUGGCAGAUUCUCCAAGAAGAUGGUAUCUUCGUCUCCAUCGUUCAUUGACUCAACUUGGAUGGGAGCGUUCUGUGAUGGAUGCUGCCAUGUGGACUUUGCGAGAUGGUCAAGGUAAUCUGCAAGGAAUUGUUCUUUCUCAUGUAGAUGAUCUACUCCUGGGAGGAACUCAAGUCGCCUAUGAGAGCAUCCGCAAGCUGGGCGAGGAGUUGGGUUUUGGUUCUUUUGAGAAAGACAGUUUUACCUACUGUGGUAAGAAGAUAGAACGAAAUGAUGACCAUAGUAUAACUGUUUCCAUGAAAGCAUACCAUGAAAACCUGCACCCUGUUUCCGUGGUCACUCAUCGGAAGCAGCAGCUGGAUGAACCACUGACGCCUGCGGAGCAUCGCCAACUUCGCGGCCUCAUUGGAAGCAUGCAAUGGCUCGUGACCCAAGUGAGGAUUGACAUGGCCUUUCAGCUUUCAACGCUUCAAGGAGACAGACCCACUGUGAAGACGUUGCUGAAAGCCAACGCCCUGGUCAGAUUGUUCAAAUUGAACCCCGGGUUCAAGCUCACUUUUCAACCUAUGGAUUUGCGAGGCGCUGGCAUCACUGUCGUCACCGACGCUUCGUUGGGCAAUGUCACACGAACUGGAAGCGAUGAAGGAACUCUGAUGACAAAGACCUUUUCCCAGGCCGCAUAUAUGGUCCUGAUCGGAGAUCGGAAUUUGAUGGCUGGUCGAGAAGGGCAGUGUGCCUUCAUCGAUGGGCGUUCGCAUCGCCUCAGUCGAGUUUGCCGCUCGACGUGCUCCGCAGAGUUGCAAGGAGCUGAAGAAGCACUGGACAAUGGCGUUUUCAGUCGUGGGCUCUUAGCAGAUCUUUUCGGUUGGGACGUUUUGGACAAGACCCAGAACUAUAACAUGGCGAUCCCAUUGAACCUGGUCACAGAUGCCAAAGAUGUUUAUGACAAAGGGAUGACAGACACAGCAACAUACGGCUCACAGAAAUCACUGGCCUUCACCAUAGCAUGGAUGAGAGAAGUUUUCAGAAAGCCGCGGACGUCACUGAGCUGGACAUCCACUGAAAACAUGCCGGUGGACUGUGGGACGAAAGCCAUGGACACCUCCCACCUGGUGAAGAUUUUGAACACUGGACGGUGGAGUGUGACAUACAAUGCAUCCUUCGUGAAACAGAAUGUCACCAAAGAGGACCUGUGCUUCCCGGUCGUCUUUUGA
Molecule: messenger RNA, 7428 nt
Organism: Cladocopium goreaui
Lineage: Eukaryota; Dinophyceae; Suessiales; Symbiodiniaceae
Source: the annotation of a GenBank genome assembly